AUGUUUCUGACGACCAACCGUAUCGGUACCAUCGACGCAGCGUUCAUGUCGCGUAUUCAAGUAGCAAUCCACAUGGGCGUUCUGGACGAGGGACAUCGUAGAAUUAUCUGGGAGAACUGGUUCAACAAUGAGAAACUGGGACUCAAACGCUCUAGCAAAAAUGCUCUCCUUGCCCAAUUAGACAGAUGUGCGAAAAUUAAUAUGAACGGGAGGGAGAUCCGGAACACCCUCAACACCGCACAAAGUAUUUCAUACACGAGAGUAGGAGCAGAUGGUAAUAUGAGUCCGGAAGACUUAAAAGCCGCCGCGAAUGAGGCACAAAGCUUUCAAGAGUAUUUACUGCUGAAAGUCAAAGAACAAAGGCUGCGGCACAGCCAGUAUGGGACUGGAGACAGUAGAACUAGAUUGAGCUCAAAAUCUGGUUCUAUGGGUGGCGCAUCUGAUGAUAUGGCUGUGGUGUGGCCGGAGGAAUUAUCGAGGGCGAGUUCGUGGGCUGCAGGGCAUGUGCUGUCGAUGAGGAGGGAUCUCUAA
Hyaloscypha bicolor E is the source of this 531-nucleotide messenger RNA. RefSeq lists its product as uncharacterized. Lineage: Eukaryota; Fungi; Ascomycota; Leotiomycetes; Helotiales; Hyaloscyphaceae. The record is from RefSeq and is a predicted model, not a curated record. Bases 1 to 531 code for a protein of 176 amino acids. The transcript has a single exon.